Molecule: messenger RNA, 1637 nt
Organism: Lolium perenne
Lineage: Eukaryota; Viridiplantae; Streptophyta; Magnoliopsida; Poales; Poaceae
Product: BTB/POZ and MATH domain-containing protein 2-like
Biological process (GO): protein ubiquitination
Molecular function (GO): protein binding
Source: RefSeq, a predicted model, not a curated record
GAACCACCCGUGAAGGAAGCCCGCAAAGAACAGUUGUGAGCUCAAGGGUUUCCCUGCUAGAGGCGGCGGCCACUGUUGCAGCCGACGAGCAGCGCGAGGGCAGCUCAGGCGGACGCACGGCGUACGGCGGGGAUUCCGAGACGGGUGCGGGGAGGUCGGAGGGGCUGCGGGCGGAUCCUCAACACUAAUCGCCACCACCUUCAGGCCAACCGCCGCCACCCCCGGCAGCGGGCAAGCCAUGAGCAAGCGAGCCAAGAUGACAGAGCCAGAGGCGCGGACCACCAUUGUAAGCUCUUGUGUCCAGUUCAGAAUUGACUACGAGCAGACCAAGCAGUUUCCCAUCGGCAAGGCUGUCCACUCCGACGUCUUCUCCGCCGGAGGACACCUCUGGGUGAUUGACUUCUUCCCGCAUGGGGACAGGGAAGCCGACAAGGGCGAGUAUAUUUCCAUCUUCCUCGUUCACGCUACCAAAUCCAGAAGCGCCAGGGCCAACUUCGAGGUCUCCAUGAUGGGCAGGGACGGCAAACCAUCGGACAUACGAAGGACGUGUAAAACCUUCGGAAUCAGUGAGGACGACGACGACUCAUGGGGAUGGUAUCAGUUCAUGAAGCUUAGUGAUGUGGAGAAACGUUUCUUAAAAGAGGGACACAUCACAUUCGCAUGCACGAUCAUGGUCAUGGAUGGCAGUGCUAUUCCGGUCCUGGUCCCGCCUUCAGACAUCGGGAUUCAUCUUGGCCGCCUACUAGAUAAUACUGAUGGGACAGAUGUGUCAUUCACCGUCGACGGCGAGAAAUUCCCUGCUCACCGGGUAGUGCUUGCUGCCCGCUCACCGGUCUUCAGAGCAGAGCUGUUCGGUUCCAUGGCUGAGGCUACAAUGUCAUCCAUCACGUUGCACGACAUCACACCUGCAACAUUCAAAGCUAUGCUUCGGUUCAUAUACACGGAUGAAUUGCCUGCAGAAGCUGAGCCCGAGGAUUCUUCUGUUGAGAUGUUUCAGAAUCUACUCGCUGCGGCUGAUCGGUAUGCACUUGACCGACUAAAGUUUAUUUGUGCCGAGAAUCUACGGGCUAAAGUGUCGGCAGAUACUGUUGCAACUAUCUUAGCUUCCGCCGAAACCCACAACUGCCACGAGUUGAAGAAAAAGUGCAUCGACUUCUUUGCGGUGGAGGAAAAUUUCAAAGAGGCCAUGUUCACCGAUGGUUAUGCAUUGCUAGUUCUGAAAUUCCCAUCAAUUACUGCUGAGCUCAAAAAGAGGGUUAAGGCAUAGCACGUCUAUACCUCAGGCGCUCAAGCAUAGCUUCAGUAUUGUUUUGGUAUAUAUAUGGCGAGUAGUUUCUGACAUCAGGUCAAGCAUACAAUCUCUGUUUGGGGAGCCUGGGAGCUCGAUAUUGCAGAAUCUUGCUAAGUGUUGGGCUUAGUUGCUAUGAGUACCGAUAAGUGUGCUGUCAGAUCACUCAGAUGCAAAGUUAAGGAUGUCGUCGUGUUAAAUCAGCAUCCCAUUCUGUUUUUGUUUCUGUGCUGGUUUGGACAUGUUGUGUCCUGAAGCUUUUAGGAUGUUCACUUUUGCUAUGCUGGUCCAUAACUAUCUAACUAUCUGUAGUCUUAUCUCCAUGAAUAUUUUAUGAUCGGUGCAAGUA